GGCCCCUCUGUCUAUUUUAAAAGGCCGCUCCGGAAAGCUUGCUUUCUCAGUUCACCUUACAGCAAAAGAUCAAAGGCGAAAUUCUCUUAAGCAACCAAAGAUGUCUAGGGUUUUAAAAGGUUUCAGGGCGCUGUUAGCUUUCCCAGCGGCGGCGGGGUUUUCGUCAGCAGCAGCCAAGUUUUAUACUUCUGCUUCUGCUGCUGCUGGCGCUGCUGCGAAAUCCGCUCCUUCAAAGUUGGCUCAGAAAACUCCAAAAAAGUCGACCACUUCAAAACCCAAGACUGCAAAACCAGCUGCUCCUCGAACCAUGACUCGACCCUCUGGGAUUUUUAAAGUUACUCCUGUUUCUCCCGCUUUGGGUCGGUUCCUUGGAGCCGAACAGGUUUCCCGUACUGAAGCUGUUAAGCAGAUCUGGACCUAUAUCAAAUCCAACAACCUCCAGAAUCCCAACAACAAGAGGGAGAUCUUUUGUGAUGCAAAGCUUAAGACCAUUUUCGAUGGAAAAGAAAAGAUUGGUUUCCUGGAGAUUGGAAAAAUGUUAUCCCACCACUUUGUGAAGACUACCUGACCUCUAUUGUUGUAUUUGGACUUGUGCUACCCAACCAAUGUCGAGCUAGCUCUUCUUGUCAUUCUGAUCUGAAUUCUUUUCAAUGUAUGUUCAUGUUUUGCAUGUCGUUUUGAGAGCUGAACUCUUUGGGGGUGGUCUGGCAACUGAGAAUGUUUCUAGCUUGGACUUGUGUAAAAAUUUAGUAGGGACUUGAGACCGAAAAAGCUGCAUUUUAAUUUUACUUUGUAUGGCAACUGGAUCUGUAAUCAACCAGUAGUUUAAUCAUUCAACUAUGUGGAAAUCAUUGUUGACUUUAACAUUCAAAGUUUACCCUUGUAUAAGCUGGCUCGUUGAUGGGUGAGGCAAGCGGUAUCAUUGUGAGCUCAGUGACUUCCCAUGCAAUGAGCCGUGCUCUAGCAUAUUGCUUAAUUUGAGGUUCAAAUUAAUAUAGGAUGCAUGCAGGUUCUUGAAUUUCACGUCCAUCCCGGUUAGGUUAGUUAAGUUUUCAGUUAGAAAGGCUUCUUAAA
This is a messenger RNA of Durio zibethinus, 1074 nucleotides long. RefSeq names its product upstream activation factor subunit UAF30-like. The record is from RefSeq and is a predicted model, not a curated record. NCBI's taxonomy places the organism in Eukaryota, Viridiplantae, Streptophyta, Magnoliopsida, Malvales, Malvaceae.